AACGGGCCCGAGCCACCACCCAAAACAGCCGAGCCUCGGAAGGGAUGAAAGAACCGGGGCCUUCCUGGCUGCCAGGUUGAAAAUGUUGGAUGGAUGGGCACCUUUUGACUUUAAGACAAAUCCCUCGUGGAUUAACCCAAAUUACUUAGUUCUUCUAGUUUCAUUGGAAAUUACCUACUUUAUUUGUGGAUUGCUGUUUGCCUUGGUUGUGGAAGAAUGGGUUUGGGAUUACGCUAUAACAGUUACUGUUAUUCAUAUCAUCAUAACAUCAUUUGUUAUGUCUGAAUUCCCUCUGAUGUUGCACUGGUGGCUGGCAUUAGGAGCUGGCUUAAUUUCAAUGAUUUGUGGAGGAGAGAUUUUGGCAUACUGCUUGUUCAAAGACAACUUCAUUUACCCAAUUCUGGAUGAUUUUUGAAAAGCAAAAAUGGAAAUUUGUAUCAGAGUCUAUAUUAUUUCUAUUUUCUAAUUUACAUUACAAUCAAAUGAGAGAUACUGUCAAGAUUGUAAGCGUGCUGCCCCCUUUGUUGCCUACAACUGUUUACAAAAUGCAUGUAAUUAGUUUUAGCUGUUUUGGGUGGAUAUUUUCCCUUACACAAAUAGUUAAGGAUGCUCUCCAUUUCUUAAAACAAACAAACCAAAAGGAAGAGCAAUGGCAUUGGCACAGUCCUCAUGCAUAAUCCUAAAGCAAAGUACUGUGUGAGCAAUGGGGAGAGAAACAUUUCAAUUCAAGCAUUGAGAGGCUUUAUAAACACACAUUUCUUGGGUCAGAAUCUGGUCUUCCCACUAGAGUUGCUUUGUGCCACUUCUGUGCUGCAAAGUAACUUCAAAGACAUCUUAACUGGCUUUUUGGAGACUCCAGCCUUGAUGAAUCCCUGCAUAACACAGGUUUGUGAACUCUUUGUAACCCAUUGCAUAAGCAAUCUGCAACAUAGGAUGUAUAUAAGACAAAAUGUAGUUUGACCAGUGAGCAAUAAACUUCAACUGAUUUAUAGCUGUUAGUGCACCCAAGGGAACAAUAGGUAGUGGAGUGUGUGAAAGGACAGUACUAGACUGCUCUAACUUGCACGGAUGUCUGCUAGUUCUGGAAUGGGAAAAGGCAAGUAUAAUUUACAGCCAACUGUGUGCCCCUUUCUCUUCUCCUCCAUGAGCUGCCAAUUCCCAGAAUACAGCCAGUAGAUUAUAAAUUUCAGAAAAAAAAAUAGUGCCUUGAAUUGACUCUUCAUCUCUUUAUGUGCAAUGGAUUGGUCCCACUGUUCAUCUCAGGCAAGAUUUUCAGUGAACUAAAUCAAGGGUGUCAUAUGGGACCACGGGAAAUCUGGGACACUGACCCCCUUCCUGCUCUCCCAAGUCAGCAAUGCUGCUCUAGGCAGAGGUGGGUGGAGACAGAGGCAAAGUGGCAUGGUGCACAAGGCAGGUGGGCAGCAGCGGUGCCCGCCCACCCAUCUAGAGCACUAUGGUACUCCACCUCCAUUUCCUUGCCAGACUGCAUCCCAUUCCCCUACAGUUCUCUCCCCCGCUGCAAGCCCAGUGCAUGCCCAGCCGGGGCCACAAGCUUGGAGCCAUUCCCCCAAACAUGGGUCCCCACCGGCAGCUGAGGGAGAUCCCAGGUCCCUUAAGGGAAGGGGUCUGAGCCACCCUGUCUGCACCCACCACUCCCCUGGAUGCCACACACACACACACACACAUAUAUAUAAGCAGCCCUCACUCAUAGCAGCACUCUCCCACCCUACCCCCAUCCCACCCUGGCUGAUUCCAACCAAUCCAGGGACAUUUGCUUUAGUCGUCAACUAGCUGGGAUGGUGGGACAGCCUACAAAAUCUGGGAUUGUCCCAGCCAAACUGGGACAUUUUUCACCCUAACUAAAUCCAUCCACGCUGAGUGUUACACGAGUAACAUGAUACACCAGUACUGAAUUUGUCCCAUUGGUUUAAAUCAUAGUUUUUCCUGAACAGGGACAGCAAGACUGGCCCACUUAAAACAUUUGUGUUUACAUUAGAGUACUAAACCUUACAUUUGCCUUAACCUUAUUUUAAAGCUAAUGCUUCUCUAAAAUCUUAGUUUAAAAUAGUAAGGUAAGUAAUUUCUCACAUAUAAUCAAGAGAAAUUCUGGUGGAGUUUCCAAGCAAUAUGUAUUUAGUGAUCACAAGUGACACACAAGAAUAUUUGAAGGCAGAUCUUAUUUGUAAGUCCAUAGCACUACUUGGACUACAAGAGAAAAAAAUACAAUCUUUUUUAUAGUAACAGCAAAUGGAUGCCUGUGUGGGGUCUGAUAAAUAAAAAUCUUUCUAAUGACUUUGAAGGGCAUUUGAAGUUGAACCCCUAAAUAUUUUCAUUAUGCCAUAUCUAUACAUUAGCUACACAGAUAUUAGGAUCUAAGUAUGGCUGAGGUUGCAUUUAAGAGAGGACAUUUUGCAUUAUUUAGUCCAAGGUAAAACAAUAAUAAUAAUUAGGCAGGGAAGAAGUAACAUUUUAAACUAAUAUAUUUUACUGGCUUUACCCUAGUCUCUACAUAGUUUAUGUGGGCAGUAGAGCUAUUCAGCACAGUACAUUUGUGGAUUAGGAUACAAAUUAAUCCAUGAGUGGAAUAAGUUUCUAUGUUUAAAUAUGGAAGAUUUUUCUGUAAAGGUAUUAGCCCAGCUGCAGCUUGCAACAAUUUUGUUUCCUGUAGUCGUAACAUUUUUAACUUUUGUUUUAUGUUUAAAACUUAAAACCUUACUGGUAACAAGAAACAUCCUCAAUUUGAAAUGAGAAGUGGCCCAGCCACAGAAUUUCUCUCAAAUAUAUACAGCUAGGCCAGUGCAAGUGAAAAGAUCAGAACAAAAGUUCUAACAAAGGGGAAAAAAACGUUGCUGCUGCUGAAAACCUUUAGAGUUAGCAGAACUUCAGAAAGUGAACAGUGUGAAAAAUCACUACCAUGUUGGCUAUAUCAUCUUAUUCCUUGUAUGCUGUUUUGCAUCACUAAAAACCUAUUAAAUGCAAUGUUAAAAGUUCAGACAAAUUUCAUUCUUGAAAUAAAUAUUCACUGUGCAGACACUAACAACCAUGAUGGUGUAUGCAUUACUUAUGGUGCUGAAGCUGCUAUGCAUACUUGAUGGUAAUUCAUAUAAGGUGUUCAUCAUGUAUAGCCAUAAGGUGGCACAUUCAGCCAAUCCCCUUUUGCUUGAAUAGUCAACCCAACAGCAUUAGAAGCAGAACCAGUAAAAGGAGUAGUAAAACAGUUUAAAUACAGCAAUUUGGGUGGGGUGCUUUGGUAGUAGUCAAAGCAUAACUGACAUAGAAACAUUGCUAGUGAGAUAAGGAAAACUGCUUUAGAUGCUGUCACGACAGAGCUGGCAGAGAAUAUAAGAGAAGUCCCCUCUGUGACAGAUUAAAGCAGAGCAGAGAAAAAAGCAAGAGCAAUCAAGAAGGAAGCAGCAGGACUAUUUGGAGAUGGGGCCAGUGGAAGGAGAUGGUAGUAUGAAGGGAAAGACUAGAACAAUUAAAUUAAAAAGGGACCCAUAGUAACUUCUGCACAACUGAGCCUGUAACACUUAUUCUUCAUAGCGAAAGAGAAAACACAUAUGCAAUAAAUUCCAGUAAGUUUGGUAUAGGAAUGAAGUGCACAAACCUGGGUUUAUCAUGUAAGAUAGUAAAAUAGGGACAUUUUGAAUUAUAGGGCUACAAUUCUCUUCUCAAAGCCAAUGACUUCUCAAGCACUCAGGUGUAUGUACAUGAUUCUGCUCCUUGUUAUAGUCCUUUAACCCAACCAUCUUUUAUACAUGAAAAGUGGCCUAGCCAUAGAAUUUCUCCAAAGUAAGUAGAAUAAGGCCAGUGCGAGGGAAAAGAUCAGAACAAAAUUUCUAUAAAGAAUUUACAGUCUCAUUGCUGCUACUGUUCCGUCUUCACCUCCCUACUCACAACUAUGACCUGUAGUAGUCCCAGCGUCAUUGUUUUCUGAAGUCUUUGCUAUUUGUCAGACAGCCCUCGAUCUUGACAUGCCUAAUAGAUCUCAUCUUUCAAGCAAGUUUGUUUGGUGAGUGCUUUUUUAUCCUUUUAUAAUUUGUUUUGAUUUAAUAUGACAACCAGGGGCUUGCACAGGUAUUGCUGAGGGCAUACUUUGGCUGUGAAAACAUUUAUUACUGGUUAAAGAGAGAGCCAAUCUCCUCUCUGAGAUCCUAGAU
Messenger RNA from Gavialis gangeticus (Gharial), 4160 nucleotides. RefSeq names its product transmembrane protein 244 (gene TMEM244). The record is from RefSeq and is a predicted model, not a curated record. The transcript has 5 exons. Lineage: Eukaryota; Metazoa; Chordata; Crocodylia; Gavialidae. Bases 83 to 415 code for a protein of 110 amino acids.